This is a messenger RNA of Brassica napus (rape), 697 nucleotides long. RefSeq lists its product as uncharacterized. Gene Ontology annotation, cellular component: extracellular region; vesicle. Gene Ontology annotation, biological process: double fertilization forming a zygote and endosperm; regulation of double fertilization forming a zygote and endosperm; regulation of protein localization to cell surface. The transcript has a single exon. The coding region runs from base 34 to 399 and encodes 121 amino acids. The record is from RefSeq and is a predicted model, not a curated record. Lineage: Eukaryota; Viridiplantae; Streptophyta; Magnoliopsida; Brassicales; Brassicaceae.
AAAUCUUUUUUCUUCUUAUUUCCUCGUCUCAUAAUGUCUAUUAAAUAUGUUUUUUUUUUCUUUAUGGUGUUUGUCUGUGUUGUAGUCUCUGCCAAUGCUCAACUACCCCAGUUUCCCAUCCCAUUUUCUUUUCCACUCCCAUUCCAACCAAGUCCUGGUAUUUCUGGAUUACCUGAUGUAGCAAAAUGUUGGUCUUCAGUGAUGGAUAUUCCAGGAUGCAUUAUAGAGAUUUACACAUCCAUACUCACAGAACAAUUCGGACAUGUAGGUCCUUCUUGUUGCAAAGCAUUUUUGGAAGCCGAAGCCAAUUGCUUACCGAAACUUCCAUUCAACCCACUUUUUCCACUCAAAGAACAAUGUUCAAGAAUUGCUAACGCAGCUCCUCCUACCACAAAAUAGAGUUUUACAUUAAUAGAAGUAAAGCUAUGUAGAUUUUAUUUUUCAAGGGAUUUUAACAUUUUAGCUAAAUUCUACGACAUUAUCCUUCAAAAAUACGAUUAUAUAAACAGCAUUUUAGAAAUAAAAAAAAUCCAGCAUUUCCUUUUAUAUUACCAUGCGGUUCAUGAGUGUAAAGAUUCUAAACUAAUCUUACUUAUAAAACACACUUAAAUUACACUACGAACUAAAACUAUACAAUUUAAUAUUUGGGAACGUACAUGGGCUGCAUCUACAAAAUAAAUAUAAAAAAGAACAUAAG